UAUACAAAAAGAAAAGAGUAGUAUAAUUAUGAAACUGUGAGAUAAUUUGGUAAGGAAUAAAAGAAAAGGCAAGGCACCGAAGCGAGCAGCAAUGAGAAGCAAAGGCAUGAAUUGCAUCACAUCGCAUUCACAUCACAGCAAAAUGGAAAUUUCCGAUUACAGAUUAUCGAUAGAUAAAGAACUCGCGUUUGCAUAAGCACUUCUGUUGCCUUGAUCUCCGAUUCCGUUUUCCACCGCUUCACAAAUCUCUCAAUGGCUUCUCUCUCCCUUCUUCUCACCUUGUUGCUGUUCUCCGUAAUUGGCACUUCUUCUUCGGAUAGCAGGAAGGAAUUAAGGAACAAGCAGGAAACUGAAUUGCAGCUGUUAGAGCACUCAUUUCAUUAUUCCAACCGAAUUGACCCAUCACGUGUUGUCCAAAUUUCUUGGCAACCAAGGGUCUUUCUAUACAGAGGUUUUUUGUCAGACAGGGAGUGUGACUACCUUAUUUCUUUGGCAUAUGCCUUGAAGGAAAAAUCAUCAGGGAAUAAUGGCCUUUCAGAGGCGGUUGAAACCCCCUUGGAUGUAGAAGAUGAUAUCGUCGCAAGGAUUGAAGAAAGACUUUCACUUUGGACUUUCCUUCCUAAAGAGAACAGCAAACCUUUGCAGGUUAUGCAUUAUGGACUUGAGCAGGAGGGUCGUAACUUAAAUUAUUUUACAAACAAAACCAAAUUGGAAUCAAGUGGAUCUUUAAUGGCAACAGUUGUUUUAUAUCUCUCAAAUGCCACUCAAGGGGGUCAAAUUCUCUUUCCCGAGUCAGUGCCCAAGAGUAGCACCUGGUCAAAUUGUAGAAAUAGUACUAACAUUCUCCAACCAGUAAAAGGGAACGCAAUUCUGUUCUUCUCUCUUCACCCAAGUGCAUCUCCAGACAAGAGUAGCUUCCAUGCUAGAUGCCCUGUCCUUAAGGGGGAUAUAUGGUCUGCAAUCAAAUACAUCUAUGCAAAAUCAGUUAGUAGAGGGAAGGUCUCAAACAUAUCUGAUGGUGGUGAAUGUACUGAUGAGGAUGAUAGUUGUCCCACUUGGGCAGCCAUGGGAGAAUGCCAACGAAAUCCUGUGUUCAUGAUUGGGUCUCCAGAUUAUUAUGGUACGUGUCGGAAAAGUUGUAAUGCAUGCUGAUCAGUUGUUGAUUGUCCACCUUCUGCACAUAUAAAUAUUUUCCAUUAUGUUUCAGAAUUCGUGCGAUCGCCUUCCUCCCCUAAAACCCCUUUGCUGUUUUUUUUUUUGUUGAUUGCUUCUGAGACAUACAUAUCAUGAAUUUCUUAUAUGUUUCUUCACGACCUUUUGAAAUGCACAUCAAAAGGUGCUCAAUACAAUUGAUUAAAGUUUUAAAU
This is a messenger RNA of Abrus precatorius (Indian licorice), 1367 nucleotides long. RefSeq names its product probable prolyl 4-hydroxylase 12. Lineage: Eukaryota; Viridiplantae; Streptophyta; Magnoliopsida; Fabales; Fabaceae. The transcript is spliced from 7 exons. Gene Ontology annotation, biological process: peptidyl-proline hydroxylation to 4-hydroxy-L-proline. Gene Ontology annotation, cellular component: endoplasmic reticulum. The record is from RefSeq and is a predicted model, not a curated record. Gene Ontology annotation, molecular function: procollagen-proline 4-dioxygenase activity; iron ion binding; L-ascorbic acid binding. Bases 253 to 1152 code for a protein of 299 amino acids.